Messenger RNA from Paramecium sonneborni, 4278 nucleotides. The record is from the annotation of a GenBank genome assembly. Lineage: Eukaryota; Ciliophora; Oligohymenophorea; Peniculida; Parameciidae.
AUGGAAGAGACUAAAUUUCAUUAAUUCAAGAAUUCUUUUAUUUAGAAGAAUCAAAAUUAAAAUUCUGAAAGACUAAUAAAGAUCAAUAGUCAAUAUUCUCAAUAUCAAUCUCAAAGUUAGAGAGUAAAAACAGAAAUCAAUUAACCUUGUUUAAGUUCAAGAUUAGAAAAGUCUAAAACAAUUUCUUAGUCUGUAAGAAAUUUAAUAAUUAUUAAAGACUUAUUAUUAAUCACCUUUAUUGAGAGAUGGACAGCUGGAUUAAAUUGAUAAAUUAAAGAGGAUGGAUAAAAAUGAUUUUUUUGGUUAACUGAAUAGUUAGGAUCCAUAUAGAUAUCCUAAAAAACUGGAGGAAUUACCAUGGAGUUCAUCAAAAAGUAUAAUAUAGCAAUAGAGAAGAUAGAGAUUUCCUAAGCUAAGGUUGUUCUACCAAUAGAUUAAAUAGAUAAGGUUAUUCCUUUAUCUAAGUUUUCCAGUAAUCUGACAAAGAGAGUAGUCAAAGAUAAAAUUCAUAGAGGAAUACCUCUUAAGUAUUAUAAUGAAUAUAAAAUUAUAGACAUGAUGUUCAAAUGCUUGCUGAAUGGACUGAUUUAAUGCUUGAGUAAGCAGUAGAAAAAAACUAAGGAUAAUCAGCAAAUAUGUAUGAAGAUUUGUAAUAAAUAUUUACACUUUGUUUAAAAGAAUUGAUACGUUAAAUUUCAUUUGAUUGUAUAGAAAAAAGGUACAUAUAAAUUUAUAUUAUAAAAAAAGUGUACUUUUAGAAAAGAUAUGGACUCAAUAUAUUGAAAUUAAUUAAUCUGUUUAUUAAUCAGUCCUUGAUUAAAAUAAUUCAUUAGAAAAGGAUCAUUUAUAAGAAGUAAUGAAAACUCAUUAAGCAUAUUAAAAUGAAAUAGAUAAAUAUUUAAUCAUUCUGAAGAAUCAAAAAACAGAUAUGGAUCAAAUUAUGGAAAGAUUGAUGAAGUUAAAAGGAAAUACUAAAUAUUUAAAAAAAAAUAAUAGAUAUUUGAAUUCAUAAAUAAAAGCAUUAAAGAUUGAAAUAUAGGAUCUAAAAAAUGAAAAUAAAUAAUAUUCUGAUUAAAUAGAGAAGAUUACAGAAGAUUUACAUGAAUAUUAAAGAAAUGUAUAACUGUAAUAUGAAUAAUUUUAAAUGUCAAACUAAUAUUAGACAAAAAUAGAAUAUGAAUAAGGUGUUGCUAAGAAAAAGAUUUUUAGAGCUGGAACAUAAAAAUAAUUAGUAAUUCAUUCUAUGCCUCAAUAUUAAUUACCAGAAAUCUUUCCAAUGAAAAGAAAAAGUUUUUAGAAUGUUGAAAAAUAACCAACAUAAUAAGAAAAAAUGAAAAUAAUUUUGAAUGAAAGUGCAUCAUUUAGUGAUAUUGAAAUAUUAUUAGAAGAAAGAGCUACUGAUACAGAUGAUCUAAAUUAAAUAUUAUAAUUAAGAAAAGAAGUUGAAAUCUAAACAAUAGAAAAGAAAAGUCUAUCUAUUUAAAUACCUAAGUAUAUAUUUAUAUAAUAUAUAUAUAGAUUUGAAUUAAGAGAUAGAAGAUAAUAAAUAAUAUAAACAGAAAUAUCUUAUUUAAAUAAAUCAACGAAGUUUACUCAAACUGAAUUUUCAGAUGAACUAUUAGAAUCGAUUAAAUUAGAAGAAGAACAUUUAUAACAAUUACAUGAAGCAAUCUAAAAAGCAACAGAAUAAUAUUAAAAAAUAUUAGAUUAAAUAGAAAAAGGACAAUAACCUAAAUUGAAAGAAUUAUUUGAACAUUUAGAUGAAUUUUCAAGUUAAAUGAAAGAUAACUUUAACAAAUAAAAAGAAGCCAGAACUAAUUUAAUAUUAGUUAAUAGUACUUUUAAAGAUGAAAAUAAUAGAAAGGAGGAAUAAUUAUAAUAAUAUGUAAUUAUUUCUUAUUUUAUUAAGUAAAAAAAAGUAGCAGAAUUAGAAAAAGCAAAUGAACUUGCCAAUUAAGAAAUGGGAGAACUUGAAGCUUAAUUGGAAAUUUAUGAGAAAGUAUAUACAAUAUUUAUUAAAAGAUAAAUGAGAAAAUAGAAAAAAAGUAUUAAAAAUUAAAAUCAAUCAAAACAAACAUGGUAGAAAAAUCACAAACUCUUGUUGUUUAACUUACUUAAACUCAUAAAUUUGCUGAAAUUAUGAAAAAAAGAAUUUAAGAUAAAAGAUUGAGCACUUUGGGACCUAUAUAAAAUAAUUAAAAAUCUAGGUUAUCAAAUGUAUCCCCUUUCGGAGCAUAAAUUACUUAAUCAAUUAGUUAACCUUAAAUAACAAUUUAACCUAGUUAGAGUGAGUAAUUAAUUUAAUUGGAAAAGAAAGAAGAAUUAUUGCCUAUUCCUGAGAAAUCUACUUUAAAGAAAUAAUCAAGUAAAAAGAAUUUAGUUCAAUAACCACCUUAACAAUAAGCAAUGUUAUAUAGAUAAACUUAAUCAUAAAAUACUUUAGAGUUACCUUUAUUAUAAUAAGACAAAUCUUUUACAUCUCAAUAUAAUAUUUCUGUAAUUGAACCUGAUGAUAAUUAAUUUGCAUCUCAAAAAUUUUCAUCUUAACAACCAAGUUAACAAUAAAGUGAAGAAGUAAUUUAAACUAUAAAUAUUUUAAUUAGGAAGGAACAGAUAUGUAAUUGACACCCAAAAGUAGAGCAUCUAAUUAAUCAAAACCUAGACCUACUUAUAAAAUUGUAAAUUUACAUAAUAUUGAUUAAUAGUAAUUACCUUCAAAUUCAAAUUAAGGUACUAAAAAAGGAUCAAAAACUUAAAAAAAAGGUUCUAUUAUGCCUUAGCAAAAUGAUUAGGUAUAAUUCUUUUAAGAAACAAUAACUAAUUUUAUAAACUAAAACUUUACUUCAAGUGAUUCUGAUAGUGAUGACUCAGAGUUUAAUCUAAGAUUAGAGGAAAUAAAAUAAAGGAAAAGAAAGAUAGGAUAAUCCAAGAAAUCAUAUUUUUCAUAAGCACCAAGUAAUAUUAUUAAAAUAUAUGAUUAGAAUUUCAAAACAAAUAAUCAUUAGACAGUCCAGGAUUGAAUAUGGUUAAGAAUAAUAUUGUAAAAUAAUUGGCAACUAAAUUUGUAACUAAUUAAAAGGAGAUAACUUCAAAAAUGAAAAAGGGUACAAUUUUAAAAUUCAUAUCAUAAUUUUAUGGAGAAAAACUAAAAUAAACUUAAAAUAAAACUUCAUUACAUAUAAUUUGUUAUGAAUACUUUUUUAAUACAUAUGGAUUUAAAAAUAUUGCAGAGUAAAAGUUAAUAGGUUUUUAUGAAUCAAUAUUUGUACAUAGAGAUAAUAUAAGAAUUAACUUAUUUGGUAGAUUCCUUUAACUUUAUAGUUCUUUGUCAGUUGAUGAUCUUGAGAUUUACAUUAAAACCUUAAAGCAAUUAGAUGAUGAGAAUUAAACACUAGAUACUGAAAAAGUAUUAAUUUAAUUUAAAGCAAGGGAUAAUUUAUUUUGGUGGAAAAAGCAAUUUAGAUACUCGAUCAAAUACAUUCAUAAAUCCCUUAAGAAUAUAGAAAUAACAUAGUGUCCGAUAUUAAAAUGAAUUAUAUUGAGAGAAAUAUGAAACCAUAUAUUGAUUAUGACUAUUAUAUAAGUAGAAUUUUGACAGGUAAGAAAAUAGAAUGAUGAUUUAGGAUAUUAAAUUGUAAAGAAGAUGCAUAUGACACAUUAUUAAGAAGUUUUUAAUUCUGCUGAUAUGGAUUUAGAUAAUAUGAUGGAGUAUUAAGAAUUCAAGAAAUUAUAUUAUUAUUUUGAAACUUGUUAGGGUAAUUAAAUUCCUGAAAGUAUGAUGGAAAGUUAAUUUAUAUCAAGAUGUGAUUUAAUAUCAAAUAAUGAAGGGGAAAGGGCGAUGUCUUUUGAUAGAUUUAUAACAUUCUCAAUAGAACAUAAUUUAUUUUCAGAAGAUAAGUUUACGGUAUUAAAGAAUAAAAAUAUUUUGUAGAAUUUUGCAAAUAGUGUAAUGGAGGAAGAUCCAAUAAAAAGUAUAGAAGAUUUGCAUAAUCAUUGGAUUGAUGUAAAAACAAGGUUGGGAAUUAGGGUUUAAUAUGCAGGUGAAGAUGAAAUUGAAUAUUUUCAAAGCGUUAUAAAAAAAUUAGACAAAGUAAAUUCUUGAUUAAUAAAAAGGCAUUAACAAAUGAUGAUAAAAGAUAAAGUAUAUGGAUUUCAUAUAGAAUAAUUGAUAAUGAUACAAGAUAGUUAUACAUAAACAAAUUAGUAGAAGGGUUAAUUCCAGCUGAAUUCAAUCAAAUUAUUGAGAUUGAUGAUUAUUUAUCUGAAGACAAUAACUGA